Dunckerocampus dactyliophorus (ringed pipefish) is the source of this 6860-nucleotide messenger RNA. It is a transcript of the gene pcnx2, whose product is annotated as pecanex 2. The record is from RefSeq and is a predicted model, not a curated record. The transcript has 40 exons. Bases 362 to 6691 code for a protein of 2109 amino acids. NCBI's taxonomy places the organism in Eukaryota, Metazoa, Chordata, Actinopteri, Syngnathiformes, Syngnathidae. Gene Ontology annotation, cellular component: membrane.
CCGACCCCAGUGCACAUAAUAGAAGAGGACGAGAGGGGGAGGAGGGAAGGCGGAGGAGACGCUCCAAUCUGCGCAUCUGUAGAGCAAGAGAGGAAGAGGAGAGAGGAUCUCGGCAGGAUGAGGACCACAACGGCAGGGAUUCACCAAUCGGCGCCGGGAGAGGAGACGCCAGUCGGGGCGAGGACCGAUGAACAAUGAGAGAGAGGCAUCGUCGUAGUCCAAACAUGGAGGCGUAGCACUCGCCUUUGUAUUAUUGUAGCUUUGCAGCGUCAGCAUCAUCAUCACCAUCAUUCGUCCCACCGACCUGAACGGGGAGGAAGAGGAGGAGGUGGUGGAGGAGGAGGAGGACAGGGAGGCAGAGAUGGUCUCCCAGGUUGCUCAGACCCUGCGUCAGGGAGUCUGGGCGUCCCUCACCGGGGGCUGGUACCACGACCCGGACCAGAAUAAAUUCAACAACUCGUGUCACCUCUAUCUGUGGAUCUUUCUGCUCAUGCUGCCCCUGUCUCUCCAUCUGGCCCUGCCUCCGACCACCAUGGCUCUGAGCAUCUACUGCACCUCCGUCACGGUUUUCUUCGCGCUCGUCAAGCUGGCCAACUACCGGAUGCACGUGCUGUUCGACGAGGGCGAGGCGAUGGUCCGCAGCAGCCUCUCUGACCUCAGCAAGGCCGCCGAGAAGAAGAGUAACGCCUCGGAUUCCUGCUUGCCUGCCAACAUCAGGAAGAGCAGUACGGUCCCAGACAGCGUUGCCAUGACGAUGCUGGCUUGCAAGCGUCCCAGUUCGGUGAUCCAGGUGACCGUGAAACAGACCGAAACCGACCCGGGCCUCAUUGGGGUGGAAUGUUCCAAAUCCGAUGAGGCGAAGGCGGGAGAAGAGGAGAAGCCCGUGGAGAGAGGCCUGCACCCGAAUCCAGAGCCUUCCUCCCAAGAUGACCUCCCCAGCUCCAAUCUUGACAAGGGUAUCCCUCUGCUGCGGGCUCAGCAGAGGCCACCAUCCCAACAAUUUGCCGAUGGGACUGCAAAGACAGAUGUGGAAAGAAUGGACAAUGAAGAACAACCUGAUGAAGAGAAAAAAGAGGAGACAGACACAAGUCAGAAAGACAAAGACGAGAAAGAGGAAGUAUUUGGAGGAAAAGCAGAUGAAGGUCUCCGUCCUACCACAGGAUGUGAAGAUGAUUGCGAGAAGAAGAGUGAGGGACAUAAAGAGCCCUCAGAUGCCAACAAUAACUCAGUGGAGACUCCCCUGGAUUGCUCUCCUGACUUCACUGACAUCCCAGAACCUACAGCUCAGGAUGAGCCAAGAGAGGAGACGUACUGCUCUGAUGAAAUAGAAGUGGUCCUCGUGGAUAACUCCGGCCCAGCACCUUCACCUCCUCACGUGGAGGACAGCGACACAGUCAAGAUCGUCAUCACCAUGAGCUGCGACCCUCAGACUGCCGCUCAGCUGGAGGAGAGCGUCAAGCAGAGCCUCCUGGAAAACACACAGGCCCAAAAGGAUGCAGGAGAAUGUCACAUCAAGAUCCCAGUCAUCACCUUCGACUCACACGAGGACGAGAAGCAGGAAGUGGAAGAAGACGCAGCAGCAACAGAACAACAAGCGUCCGUAACAGAAGACGACCCAACCUUGAGACAGACGGUGAACCAAAGUGAAGAGUUCUACUUAUGCAGAGACGCAAUCAACUCCGACUCAGCCACCUUGGAGUGUCCCGGUCCGGAUCAGGAGCAUGUGGGACUGAAGUUACCGGAUGAGGACACAGCUGGUCCACAGCAGGCCAAUGACAACAGCUCGUCUGGAAUCGAAGUCCACUCUCACCUAGAUGAUGCUACAUUGGAUACUCUGGUUUCCUGUGUGGAUCCGCAAGGUUUCCUGCGUCUUCCGCCUGCUUUGGGCCGUUGUGGGCCUGGAGGACGGAUGCACCUUCGCGGGCUGAGCAUGGACAGCGGGAAAGAUGCCAUGCUGCUCUCGGAUCGCUCCCAGAACACAUCAACCAUGACCACCUCCAAGUCAGACCUGGAGGCGAAGGAGGGCCAGAUUCCCAACGAAUCCAACUUCUUGGAGUUUGUUUCCAUGUUGGAGUCUCUCAGCAGCAGAGGGAGCGGAGCCAGCGCUAAGGAAGAGGAGGGGCCGGAGCUCAAAGAUGGUGCGGGAGCCUCGGUGGAGACGGAAAAACAUCAAAUGGAGAAUCAGAGUGCAGCUUCCAGAGCAGAUGAGCCCAAAGACACCAACACAGGCACAAAAGCAGAGCGACCCAAACCGCCCACUAGUCUGGCUCCUGACAUGCUGAGGUCUGUCCCGCCUACACACAUUCCCAUCGUCUCACCAGACAGCCCGCAGACGGACAGAGAAAAAGAUCCGGAUUAUGACUCUCUGCCUUCCCAAACGUCUCAGUCGGAAAGCUCCAUGCUGCAGGUCAUCUGUCGACCAGAGGCUACGAACAAGGAAGAGGCGUACACCUUCCACACUGUGCACCGAGAGAGGCCCCGGAAGUUGUACGCGGAGCGAGCCCUCAACUUGCCGCUGGGAGCCGAGCUGAUUACUGGCAACAUGUGUGACCUUCUGUCAACAUCUUCCAACUCGGAGUGCCAGGACAGCAUGGCGGGUGGUCAUGCCGACUGUCCUUUCCAGCGACGCAUUAUUCCUUCGCAUCGACUUAGGCCACGGAGGACGCACCCGGAGAUCUUCCAGGAGGAAGACUCGCUGGAUGACUCCUCGGAGACUUCCAUCCAGGAGAAACCCACCAGGAAGAUUUACUACAAGCUCAAACUGUUUCCCGGCAAAUGGGUCGACAUUUUGUAUGACAGACUCACCUUGUUGGCCCUUCUGGACAGGAAUCACGAUGUGGUGGAGAAUGUGGUCGCUAUUUUCAUGGCCUUCCUGGUUUCCUUCCUUGGCUUUGUGCUCCUCAAUGGCGGCUGCUUCAAAGACUUCUGGGUCUUUCAGUUCUGCCUGGUCAUCGCCAGCUGUCAGUAUUCCUUACUCAAGAGUGUUCAACCUGAUGCGGCUUCGCCAACACAUGGUCACAACCAGCUGGUGGCCUACAGCCGGGCGGCCUACUUCUGCAUCUUCUGUGCUCUCAUCUGGAUGCUGGAGCAUCUCCUGCAGAGGAAGGACCUCCCUGUCUCCACCUUGUACGGCGUCACCAUCGGCUGCCAUGAUGCCUUGCGCUUCUUGCAAAACCUGCUAGUGGGUUUCACUCACUGCUUCCCCAUCACUUUCCUGGUGGGCCUUUUCCCGCAAGUCAACACCUUCAGCAUCUACCUGCUGGAGCAGAUUGACAUACACUUUUUUGGUGGCACAGCGGCUACCAGUCUCAUCUCUGCAGUCUACAGCAUCCUACGCAGCCUGAUCGCUCUCUCUCUGCUUUAUGGCUUCUGCUUCGGUGCUCUCAAGGAGCCGUGGGAUGAGCAGCACACGCCAGCCUUGUUCUCUGGCUUCUGUGGCCUUCUGGUAGUCUUCUCCUAUCACCUCAGCCGGCAGAGCAGUGACCCCUCUGUCAUGCUGUCGCUGAUAAAGUCAAAAGUCAUGCCCACUUUGGCGGAAAGCGAGGACGAGGAGGGAGAAGAGGCAGACAUUGAAGACCCUCUGCCGAAGAAGCUGCAGAACUCAAUGAAAGAGAUUCUUCUGUCCGAUGCGAUCGUGUGCUCGCUGGCCUACAUUCUGACCUUUGCCAUCACCGCAAGCACCGUCUUCCUUUCGCUAAAGCCCUUUGUGACCAUCGUGCUGUACGCGCUGGCCGGGACGGUGGGCUUCGUCACACACUACCUGAUCCCCCAGCUGAGGAAGCAUCACCCUUGGCUGUGGAUCUCACACCCGGUGCUCAAGACCAAAGAGUACCACCAGUUUGAACCCAGAGAGGACGCAGUGCUGAUGUGGUUCGAGCGUCUCUACGUGGGCCUCCUGUGCUUUGAGAAGUAUGUGGUGUACCCCGCCAUCAUACUGAGCGCGCUCACCAACCACGGCUUCACUCUCAGUCACCGCAAAAGGCUGGGAAUCCACUGCGAUGUCCUCCUGACCACGGUCGCCGGGAUGAAACUGCUGCGCUCGUCCUUCUGCGACCCAAGCUUCCAGUUCCUCACUUUGCUCUUCACGCUGUUUUUUUUCCACUUUGACUGCCCGCGGGCCUCCGAGAGCUUCCUGCUGGACUUCUUUGUGAUGUCCAUCCUCUUCCACAAGAUGCGUGAGCUGCUGCUGAAGCUUCACUUCAUCCUGGUCUACAUCGCCCCCUGGCAGAUUGCCUGGGGCAGCGCCUUCCACGCCUUCGCCCAACCCUUCGCCGUGCCUCACUCGGCCAUGCUGCUGCUCCAGACUCUGAUCACCACCGUCUUCUACACGCCUCUGGCUCCCUUCCUGGGCAGCGCCAUCUUUAUUUCCUCCUAUCCACGACCCAUCAAGUUCUGGGAGAGAAAUUACAACACAAAGCGUAUCGACAACUCCAACAGCCGCCUGGUGUCUCAAGUGGAUAAGGAGACGGGGUGCGAUGACAACAACCUCAACUCCAUCUUCUACGAGUACCUGACUCGCUCGCUGCAGCACUCGCUCUGCGGCGACCUCAUGCUGGGCCGCUGGGGCAACUACAGCGCCGGAGACUGCUUCAUCCUAGCCUCGGACUACCUCAACGCCCUGGUGCACCUCAUUGAGAUCGGCAACGGACUUGUCACCUUCCAGCUGAGAGGGCUGGAGUUCAGAGGGACGUACUGCCAGCAGCGAGAGGUGGAGGCCAUCACAGAGGGCGUGGAGGAAGACGACGCCUGUUGCUGCUGCGAGCCUGGACACUUGCCCCACAUGCUGUCGUGCAACGCCGCCUUCAACCUGCGCUGGCUGGCGUGGGAGGUUACGGCCACCAAGUACCUGCUGGAGGGCUACAGCAUCAGCGAGAACAACGCCGCCACCAUGCUGCAGGUCUACGAUCUUCGGAAGCUGCUCAUCACCUACUACCUGAAGAGUAUUAUUUACUACCUGGUCCACUCUCCCAAACUGUCCACCUGGCUCAAGGACGCCACCAUCUACGAGGCGCUGCAAUCCUACACCAAGUGGCACCACAUAGAGCGAGACCCUCAGGUGUUCAGCGUCAAGAUAGAUGAGGAUUACGUGCACUGCCUGCAGGGUGUGACACGGGCCAGCUUCUGUAACGUUUACCUGGAGUGGAUCCAGUAUUGCGCUGGCAAGAUGGAGGCGCCUGUGGAAAGUGAUGAAGACUCUCCUCUGGUGACUCUGUCAUACGCCCUGUCCGUCCUGGGAAGAAGAUCGCUGGGCACUGCAUCGCACAACAUGUCCAACAGUUUGGAAUCCUUCCUGUACGGCUUCAACACGCUGUUCAAAGGCGAUUUCCGCAUUGCCACCAAAGACGAGUGGGUGUUUGCUGAUCUCGACCUCCUGCAGAAGGUCGUGGCCCCUGCCGUCAGAAUGAGCCUGAAGCUGCAUCAGGACCACUUCACUUGUCUGGAGGAAACCGAGGAGGCGUCCAUCUUGUACGAGGCCAUCACAAACUACCGCAGCAGCCUGGUCAUUUGCCACGAGAGCGACCCCGCCUGGCGCAAGGCGGUGCUGUCCAGCCGCGACACGCUGCUCACGCUGCGACACAUGGUGGAUGACGGCACGGAUGAGUACAAGAUCAUCAUGCUGUACAAACGCCACCUCAGCUUCAAGGUCAUCAAGAUUAACAAGGAAUGCGUACGAGGCCUGUGGGCGGGGCAGCAACAAGAGCUUGUCUUCCUACGGAACCGCAACCCAGAGCGAGGCAGCAUCCAGAACUCCAAGCAGGCGUUGAGGAACAUGGUCAACUCCUCAUGUGACCAGCCGCUAGGCUACCCCAUGUAUGUGUCACCGCUGACGACGUCAUACGCGGGAACACACCGGACGCUCCGCACCAUCGGAGGAGGGGCUUCGAGCUUGGAUGCCAUUCGUUCAUGGCUGUGCUCCAAAUGGCUCAGGGUGCGCAAGGACAACCUGAACAGCUGCAACAGCGGCGUCAACAUGGAGGACGGCGACUGCGGCGCAGGCGGCUCGUCGUCUCUGAGCCACAACCGGCCGUCAUCUGUCACCUCCAACAGUUUGAGCGUGUACCAGCAGAGAGCCCGGACCACCCGCAGCCACCGACACCACGGUUCAGCCAGGAGGGAGUAUCGUAGCAGGUCAGUGCAGCCUCAGACUCAGCGUCCACCGGUCAGCAGCCAAUCGGGACCCAUCCUGGACUCGGCGUCCAACCACGGCCUCGUCCAGCGUCUGUCCAACAGCCAGCUGUCUUUCAACACCUCCAUAGCUUCCAUUUUCUCGCAGGUCCCUCGUCUUUCGGGAGCGGGCGGGGUUAGCUCACAGCUCCAGGCAGCGCAACAUCAGCAGCGUUCCAGCCAGGUGUCCUCGUCCUCGUCCACACUCAGUCUGCUCUUUGGCAAGCGGAGCUUCUCCAGUGGUUUGGUCAUCUCGGGGCUGUCGGCCGCCGAGGGGGGCAACACCACCGACACGCAGUCCUCGUCCAGCGUCAACAUCGCCAUGGGACCCUCGCACCGGUCGGGCAGCAGGGCCACUCAGUGGACGUCUGAGCCGUACGAGAGCAUAGACGAAACCGUUCCCAACAACGCCACUGCGGUCGAUGAGCACUCAUGUGACCAGAGCUGCAGCCAGGGACUGGACAAAACACCGCCGGCGGACGCGGCGUCAACAACCGCCGAGGCGAGGGAUGAAAAGACUGUGUGAGAAAAAGGGAAAAGCGAGAGAACGCCGAUUUGUUGACACAUGCAGAGAGGACUGUACGCCACUCUGAGACACUUUCAUCUCCACGAGGAUGCUGCAAGGCAGCCGUCGCUCCUCAGCAUGUUCUCUCAAUGGAAGUCCUCACAGAGGAAAUUAAAAUGUGUUUGUAAAA